Molecule: messenger RNA, 540 nt
Organism: Medioppia subpectinata
Lineage: Eukaryota; Metazoa; Arthropoda; Arachnida; Sarcoptiformes; Oppiidae
Source: the annotation of a GenBank genome assembly
AUGGGUCAAUAUGGUGGAAUCACUAACAGUAUUGAUAUUAAUGGCUGCGAUAAUAAUCAAACGUGUAAAAUCAGCGCUUAUCACAAUGUGUCAAUCACAAUUGAUUACAUACUUGACCAAGAUAUAUCGGAACCCACUUACAGCGCAAUCCUAACCUGGUCACCUAAACCAGGCAUUGUAAAUGGCGAUAUUUUCACCAUGGCCGCCAACGCCUGCGCCCACACUCCCUGCCCAAUACGUAAAGGUGUGGCCCAAAGGUUGACCAUAAACCCCGCACCCCAUGAGAGUGUAUACACCACUGGCAGUGCUCUCAACGCACUUCUCAAGCUAACCAUCGAAGACAAGGGUCGCACUUAUGCGCUGUGCAGUUACAUGUGCAUAUAUUGCCUUAACAUAUUCCGAUUCUUAAACUAUAAAAUUAUUUCAGGUAGGGCAGAUGGCAAAGAUUGCGGGUCCGACAGACCAAUACUAUUGGGUGUAAUGAUACCCGACAUCAUAGCAAACACGCGUAGAAAUGUGGGUUCAUUACCGCACCGGUAG